Oreochromis aureus is the source of this 776-nucleotide messenger RNA. RefSeq lists its product as uncharacterized. Bases 79 to 738 code for a protein of 219 amino acids. NCBI's taxonomy places the organism in Eukaryota, Metazoa, Chordata, Actinopteri, Cichliformes, Cichlidae. The transcript has 6 exons. The record is from RefSeq and is a predicted model, not a curated record.
AAGUGCCACAGUGAUUCAUUUUUAUACCUGUUAGCCAGAGGUAACUGCAGUAUUUGCUUCUUGUUCAUCACAAACAACAUGCUGCCCGUCCUUUUUCUCCUUUUUAUUUCGUUUGAGGGUACAGUUAUAGCCCAAAACAAGACUACGAGUUCACCGACAACUCCAAUGACUCAAAAAGAAACAUUUCCUCCUCUAUGGGUGAUGGCCACGCCGGACUACCCGGUUGCAGCAGGACAAAAAGUCAGCCUAUACUGUAGCAGUUCCAUAAUAUCAGGGACUGGGACUUGGUCAUGGGAACGCCUGCGAAAUCAGAGCUGGGAAAAACAGGGAGGGAACAGUAGGGAACUGAUCCUGACCAAGCCAGAGCAAAGUGGGGAGUACCGCUGCUGUUCUUCAGUUGUCAACUGCGCAAACCAAACCCACACAGUUUACAUCAUUUCAACACAAACCACGGUGGGAGAGAAUUUAGGAAUAGCAGCCUUCGUCUUUUCUUUUCUGAUCUUGAUCAUCAUCAUCGCUGCUUUUAUUUUUUUCUGGCUGGGCUUCCAAAGGACUAGUGGAACGGUGACCACCUCCAGCACUCCAGCAGUUAAAGAUGUUCCUGGACCUGAAAUUACAUCAACGGGAGAUCUUCCACAGCCUGACACAGACGUGUACAUAAACUACACUAACCAAGGCUACGCCGAUGUGGAACCCUCCAACGCGACCUGGGAGGGUGUGUACUCAAGUCUCUCGUGAAAGGAGAUCGAGACAUGCAGUGAAAAGUGGACUGACUA